AUGGCGGCAUUUCUCGAAGAACACGACGAUUCUAUCUUCCCGGAACGCACUUCUGCAAAUAAUACACAGUGUGUUCUUUCGGCACAAUUUCAGCUGAUAAAAAACUUCAGUUACAUUCUAGAAGACGACAAGGUUUUGAAUGAUUGUGUGAACGAGAUUACGCGCGCUCUUAUGCACUCCGACGUUCAGCUCUCCAUCGUCAAGUUAAACGAUGUCGCUGCAGGCCACAACAAACGCAAAAUUAUCAAACAGGCUAUUUUCUGCGAACUAUGCAGGGUAUUGAAUUCGGGGAAGGCUUCAUUCACCCCAAGAAAAGAGAAAAAUAGUGUUGUUAUGUUUGUUGGUUUGCAAGGGUCGGGGAAAACAACGACUUGUACGAAAUAUGCACACUUCCAUCAGAAGAAGGGAUGGAAACCUGCUUUGGUUUGUACAGAUACAUUCAGAGCUGGUGCUUUUGAUCAGUUGAAGCAAAAUGCCGCUAAAGCUAAAAUUCCUUUCUAUGGCAGCUACACGGAGUCGGAUCCCGUGAGAAUUGCCGUACAAGGGCUUGAAAGGUUUAACAAGGAAAAUUGCGAUCUCAUAAUCGUUGAUACAAGCGGACGUCACAAGCAGGAAACAUCUCUUUUUGAAGAGAUGCGUCAACUUUCUGAAGCAACGAAGCCGGAUCUUAUCAUAUUUGUCAUGGACAGCAGUAUCGGUCAAGCCGCCUUUGAUCAAGCUCAAGCGUUCAAGCAAAGUGUUGACGUCGGAGCAGUUAUUGUCACUAAGAUUGAUGGCCAUGCUAAAGGAGGCGGUGCUCUCAGUUCAGUUGCAGCGACAAAAAGCCCAGUCGUAUUUAUGGGCACCGGUGAACAUAUGGACGAUUUUCAAGUAUUUGAUGUCGAACCAUUUGUUAGACGUCUUCUAGGUAUGGGUGGCGACUGGUCCUGGUUCGUCGACAAAAUUCAAGAAGUUGUGCCGAUUCUCCAGAAAUUUUCUGAAGGAAACUUUACUCUGAGAAAGUUGGAUAGUCCAAAUGCGGAGUUGAUGAACGAAUCUCGAAUCGCGCGCAUAGCUAAAGGAUCUGGCUCUCCUGCCGAGGAUGUGAAGGAGAUGAUGGAAACGUAA
Erythranthe guttata (spotted monkey flower) is the source of this 1107-nucleotide messenger RNA. The record is from RefSeq and is a predicted model, not a curated record. Lineage: Eukaryota; Viridiplantae; Streptophyta; Magnoliopsida; Lamiales; Phrymaceae.